Messenger RNA from Podospora pseudocomata, 1743 nucleotides. RefSeq names its product Mannose-6-phosphate isomerase (gene PMI1). Gene Ontology annotation, molecular function: mannose-6-phosphate isomerase activity; zinc ion binding. Lineage: Eukaryota; Fungi; Ascomycota; Sordariomycetes; Sordariales; Podosporaceae. Gene Ontology annotation, biological process: GDP-mannose biosynthetic process; carbohydrate metabolic process. The transcript is spliced from 2 exons. The record is from RefSeq and is a predicted model, not a curated record. Gene Ontology annotation, cellular component: cytosol. Bases 249 to 1592 code for a protein of 447 amino acids.
GCAAUGUCUUUGGUGACGUAAAACGAGGGGCUAAAGGGUGCAGCAGCUCCCACCUCGAACAGUCGCUGGAGGUACCCGACAUUUGAUAAAUACCCAACAUUGAUCUGAACUAAAAGCGCGUUGGAGGUGUGCUCUGACCUGCCCGUUCUCUGCUUUGCUCCUCACCACCGCUACCGGUACCUUAGUCCAAGCACCCCAUCUUGGUCCAUCCCUGCCCCUCCGUUGUUGUCUUGUCUCCGUCGUUCGCGAUGCAGGUCCCCUUGAUACGCCUCCAAUGCGGGGCCAACUCCUAUGACUGGGGGAAGAAGGGUAGCGACUCUGCUGCUGCCAGAUUUGCAGCUGCAACCCCUUCAGACGGUUUUACCAUUCAAGAUGAUAAGCCAUAUGCAGAACUCUGGAUGGGCACACAUCCAUCCAACCCUUCCAAAGACCUAACCACAGGCCGCACCUUGCUCGAUCUCGUCCAAGACAACCAAGCCCUCCUAGCCUCGAGCGUUGCAUUCAAAUAUGAGAACAAGCUUCCCUUUCUCUUCAAGAUCCUCUCCAUCGGCAAGGCUCUAUCGAUUCAGGCCCAUCCCAACAAGAAGCUUGCCGAGAAGCUCCACGCCCGCGACCCAAAGAACUACCCAGAUGACAACCACAAGCCCGAGAUGGCCAUUGCCAUCACUCCCUUUGAAGGGUUUUGCGGUUUCCGCCCACUAGCUGAGAUCUCGCACUUCCUCGAAAACGUCCCUGCCUUGCGCCAACUGGUAGGCGACGACAAGGCCCAAUCCUUCAUUGACACCGUCAAGGCGAACCCCGACGACAAGACCCAAAACAAAAAGGCACUUCAGACAGUCUUUGGCGCAGUCUUGUCUGCUUCGGAGGAUGACCUCGCAAAAGCAACCUCCUCCCUCGUCGAAGCUGCCUCCUCUCAAGGCGCCGAGUUUGCCGCCGGCGGCGUCUCCUCCACCUCUGGCUCUGUCCUCUCCGAACUCGUAACCCGCCUCCACAGCCACUUCGGGUCCGACUACGGCCUCUUCGUCUUGUUCUUCCUCAACUUUAUCAAGCUCUCCCCCGGCGAGGCUCUCUUUCUUCAAGCAGACGACAUCCACGCCUAUGUCUCGGGUGACAUUGUCGAGUGCAUGGCCUCGAGCGACAAUGUCGUCCGCGCCGGCUUCACCCCCAAGUUCAAGGACGUCGACACCCUGGUGGGCAUGCUGACGUACAACUAUGCGCCUAUUGAGGAGCAAAAGAUGGAGCCGGUGGAUUACCCCUAUGUCACACUCAACAGAGCGGCGUACAGUUCUGGCUCCGAGGCCAAGCUGUACGACCCCCCCAUUGAGGAGUUUAGUGUAGUCAGGACGGUGCUCAGGGGGAACGGGUCAAAGGCUACAUUUGAUCCGCUGGAUGGGCCAAGUAUUAUCAUUUGCACGGGCGGCAAGGGGAAGAUUAGCGUUGGGCCGACUGUGAAGGAGAUCAAGGAGGGGUAUGUCUAUUUUGUGGGCGCCACAGCGGAAUGCGUGCUGGAGAGCGAGGCGGAUGGAGACGAGGACGAGUUUGUCACUUUCAAGGCGUACUGCGAGGUGGAGGAGACGAGGAAUGGGGCGUGACUAUCUGAGUCGGCUCGACUUUGAGAGCCUGAGAGCAAUCACGAGUAUCCCUAGCAAAAACACCAACAAUAUGCCUUUGAUGGUCGGAAUAUCACUAUAAACUCUGAAUAAACGCUCAAACGUAAAUGCCAUAGAUGUCAUGCCCAUCCCA